This is a messenger RNA of Emiliania huxleyi CCMP1516, 198 nucleotides long. RefSeq lists its product as hypothetical. The transcript has 2 exons. The coding region runs from base 1 to 198 and encodes 65 amino acids. The record is from RefSeq and is a predicted model, not a curated record. NCBI's taxonomy places the organism in Eukaryota, Haptophyta, Isochrysidales, Noelaerhabdaceae.
AUGGGACCCGAAUGGGACCGGAACGAAUAUUGGGACACGGGUAUUGGGACCCAGGCGCUCUCCUGCCGCUGGCGUGCUCCGCCGACCCCGACCGUCGGCGCUGCACGCACCGCCGUCGCCAUCACCGGCUCCCCGAUCAUCGGGGUUGCCAUGGCCACGCCCGUCAUUGGAGCCGCGACCGGAUACGCCGUGGCCUGA